AUGUUAGAAGCAAAGAGUUUGAGAAAAGCUGUGAUUUCUCCAACUCUGGUUCAAAAUCCUUCUCCUGGAAAUCUACAGGCUACUCGUUUUGCUCUCCAUGUUAAUGAAGAUGAAUCUUAUUGUUCCGCAUUUAUAGCUUCAGGACGCAAUAUAUACAAGCUUGAGAUUUCAUUAGAAGAUUUUUCGAUCUCCAAGGGAAAGGAGAGCCUCUUGAUUCCUGUUCCUGCAAAGGUUAUCCGUUCUUCACUGCUUAAACGUUGUCCCCAUCGUUCGGAAAUUCAAAGUGUGGUGCUUGCUGGAACAGAUUCAUCUUCUGGGAAUGACUGCUUAAUACUGGGAUCAGUGGAUUGUUAUGGCCAUCUUUUUGUAUCUCGGUUGGUUACAAGUGAUCAAGAUGUUGACAGGAUCACAUAUUCAGUUUUACCUCGUGAUAAUGGUGUAGGGGAGGGAAGUUGGGCAGGGCUUUGCUUCAAUCCAAGCCAAUGGUCCAUGUCCAUCCAUGGCUUGAAACCACCCUUUCUGCAGUGGAUAUCCCUGAUUAAAAAGCCUAGCAUCUUGUAUUAUCCAGCUGCACUGAGCUUCGUGAAAAGUUCAUUUUCUACAAAUGAGGAUUCCAUAUUAGCAGUUGCUGAAGGUUGCCAGCUGAGCAUAUGGGAUUUGAGGGUGAAAGAGAACGGUGGUUGCAUACAGAGAAUCUGUGGCUCUGUGGGAGAUAUCCUUUACGCUGUUUGUGGUGACUCAGCUGGGAACAUUGCAGUAGGUGGAGCUGAUCGUACUGUGACUGUCUAUGAUCCUCGCAGAUGGUCGGCUUUGGGGAGAUGGGUGAACUGCUCAAAAUACGAGAUAACUGGACUUGCUUUCUCAUCACUCGAACCAAGUCAUAUCUACGUACAAGGUGUUGACUAUGAGGUAUUUUGUGGAAAGUUUAAAGAGAAGGAAAAAGUACUUUCCUUUAAAGGUGACUCAAACUGGCUGGGCUUCAGCAAGUGCUUCAAUAGGGAUCUAGUAGGUGGCUGGACUGAUUCUGGUAGCAUAUUUCUAGCUGAUAUCACAACAAAAGAGAAUGAAUGCUCUGAUAUGGAUCUAGUAGGUGGCUGGACUGAUUCUGAUAGCAUAUUUCUAGCUGAUAUCACGAUAGAAGAGAAUGAAGUAUGAACUAAACUCAACACAUGGUGUCCCUUGAUGACUUCUUAAUCUCGUUUUGUUAACCUCACUUUUCCUUUUUAAUGGUUCAAAGAUGCUUAGUGGUUUGAGUCAGUCAAAGUCUCAAGUCAUUUGAUAGAUUCCCAUUGUCCAAAUUCAUCUGU
This is a messenger RNA of Papaver somniferum (opium poppy), 1307 nucleotides long. RefSeq lists its product as uncharacterized. Gene Ontology annotation, molecular function: protein binding. Lineage: Eukaryota; Viridiplantae; Streptophyta; Magnoliopsida; Ranunculales; Papaveraceae. The transcript has 14 exons. The record is from RefSeq and is a predicted model, not a curated record. The coding region runs from base 1 to 1155 and encodes 384 amino acids.